This is a messenger RNA of Impatiens glandulifera, 2977 nucleotides long. RefSeq names its product glutamate receptor 3.3-like. Gene Ontology annotation, cellular component: plasma membrane. Gene Ontology annotation, molecular function: glutamate-gated receptor activity. The transcript is spliced from 6 exons. NCBI's taxonomy places the organism in Eukaryota, Viridiplantae, Streptophyta, Magnoliopsida, Ericales, Balsaminaceae. The record is from RefSeq and is a predicted model, not a curated record. The coding region runs from base 189 to 2888 and encodes 899 amino acids.
UAAAUUACAUAUUCGAUGCUUGCUGAGAACUUGAGCUUCACGAAUUCUCCUGUGCUACUGAUUUGAUUUGAUCACUCACUGUAUUCGAAUCAUGGCUUUUUUAUUUAUUUAUAUAUAUAUAUAUUAAUACUGUCAGCAGCUCCCUCCCCAAACAUUUGGGAGGGACGAGCGCGAUCAGUUUUGCGAUCAUGAUUCCUGCCGCCGCCGGCAUUAGAUCAUCCAUACUUGUUCUGUUUCUCUCUACUCAAAUUGGGUUCAGUUCAAACAUGAAGGUGGUUGUUGCUUCGAGGCCGGCUUUGGUGAACAUUGGCGCCAUUUUCUCAUUUAACUCCACCAUUGGUGCAGUUGCCAAGAUAGCUAUCGAGGAGGCUGUCAAGGAUGUUAAUUCAGAUUCGAGUCUUCUUCAAGGAACCAAACUUGUUCUUCAUAUGCAAAAUUCCAACUGCAACGGAUUUCAAGGCUUGCUUGGAGCUCUGCAGUUCAUGAAGACUCAAGUUGUUGGUAUUAUAGGUCCACAGUCAUCUGUCGUUGCGCAUACGAUUUCUCAUAUCGCCAAUGAACUGCGAAUACCACUCUUGUCAUUUGCAGCUACGGAUCCUACUCUCUCCUCUCUCCAGUUCCCUUAUUUCCUCAGGACAACACAAUCUGAUUCGUACCAGAUGGCUGCUAUUGCUGAAAUAGUUGAUUAUUAUGGCUGGAAACAAGUCGUCGUCAUCUUCAUCGACGACGAUUAUGGAAGGAACGGUGUCUCUCAUCUAGAGGAUGAAAUGGCCGCCAAGCGCUGUAGAAUCUCGUACAAGGUUGGCAUUUCCCCGGGAUCAGAAUUCAAUCGGAGUAGGAUUAUGGAUAUUCUGGUUAAGGUAGGCUUAUUGGAUACUCGGAUCAUCAUUAUUCAUGUUCAUCCCAGUGUGGGUUUCAUGAUAUUUUCCGUCGCCCAAUAUCUUCAAAUGACGAAUGAAGGAUUUGUCUGGAUAUCCACCGAUUGGUUAUCUUCUGUUUUGGAUACAUCUUCUCCUCUUCCAUCGGAGAUAAUGGAGGCUAUUCAGGGAGUUAUUGUUUUGCGUCAUCAUACUCCCGAUUCAGAUAAAAAGAGGGCUUUCUUGUCUAGAUGGGAUAAGCUGACUAGCGGUUCUUCUAUAGGCUUAAAUUCUUACGGCCUAUAUGCAUACGAUACUGUAUGGAUGCUUGCUCAUGCUAUCAACUUGUUCCUCAACAAUGGCGGCAUAAUUUCAUUUUCCAGCAAUCCAAACUUUCAUACGUUUGGAGAAGAAGACUUGAAGGUUUUCGAUGGAGGAGCUCUCCUGCUCGAGAAAAUACUGCAGACCAAUUUUACUGGUUUGACAGGUUCAAUCAAAUUUAGUCCUGAUAGAUCUCUGAUUCAUCCUGCUUUCGAUGUUAUCAAUGUGAUUGGAAAUGGUUAUAGAAGGGUAGGCUAUUGGUCAAAUCAUUCAGGAUUAUCUACAGUUCCUCCUGAAACUAUCAAUUCCAGGCGAACAAACUCCACCAAUAAAUUGUUUAGCGUUAUAUGGCCUGGAGAGACGACUAUGAAGCCACGUGGAUGGGUUUUCCCGAACCAUGGGAAAUUAUUGAGAGUUGGGAUACCGAAUAGAGUGAGUUUUCGUGAGUUUUUGUCAAAGGUGGAAGGCACUAAUAAUUUCCAAGGCUUCUGUAUAGACGUAUUUCAGGCUGCUAUAAACCUCUUGCCUUAUGCAGUUCCUUAUCAGUUCAUUCCAUAUGGAGAUGGAAAGAAGAACCCCAGUUACAGAGAACUUGUGCGUUUGAUGGCAAACGGUUAUUUUGAUGCUGCUGUUGGUGACAUAGCUAUUGUCACGAAUAGGACGAAGAUAGUGGAUUUCACGCUGCCUUAUGCCUCGUCGGGACUUGUUGUUGUGACCUCGUUCAAGAAAUCGAAUACGGGUCCAUGGGCUUUUCUUCAGCCGUUUUCUCCAAAAUUGUGGGGUGUCACGGCUGCUUUCUUCAUUUUUAUUGGCAUUGUAAUUUGGAUAUUGGAACACAGGUUAAACGACGAAUUUAGAGGAACCCCAAAACAACAGAUUAUAACCAUCUUAUGGUUUAGUCUUUCAACUCUAUUCUUUUCUCAUAGAGAGAACACUGUGAGCACUGUGGGUCGAGCAGUUCUAUUAAUUUGGCUAUUUGUGGUACUGAUAAUAAACUCAAGCUAUAUCGCGAGUUUAACAACAAUCCUCACAGUCCAGCUACUGCAUUCUCCGAUAGGGGGUAUCGAUGACUUGAAAAAGAGCGACGCUCCUAUUGGUUACCAAGUGGGGUCGUUUGUUGAACAUUACUUGAUGGAGGAGAUUGGUAUAGCGAAAUCUAGGCUAGUUGAACUUGGAAGUCCAGAGGAAUAUGUCAAAGCUCUUCAACUAGGUCCGGAAAAAGGUGGUGUUCUGGCUAUUGUUGAUGAACUCCCUUAUAUUGAGCUUUUCUUAUCUGGACAGUGCAAGUUCCGGAUUGUUGGUCAAGAAUUCACAAAAAGUGGUUGGGGCUUUGCAUUCCCUCGAGACUCGCCAUUAGCAGUUGACAUCUCAACUGCAAUUCUGACGUUAUCGGAAAACGGGGAUCUGCAGCGAAUUCAUGAGAAAUGGUUGCCUGGAAGCGGGUGUGGCUCGGAGGAAAAUGUUGACAUUGAGUCUGACCGUCUUAACCUGUAUAGUUUUGUUGGUCUCUUUCUCUUAUGUGGGUCUGCUUGUCUAUUAUCUAUCAUAGUCUAUUUUGUGAAACUUAUCUACCGGUUUGGAGGGUCUAUUCGAGCUUCGAGUAGCUCGCUUUCAGGGCGUUUCAGAAUGUUACUGUCGUUGAUUGAUCAGAAGGAAGAUAAUUCAGUUGAAGGGAAGAAGAAACAAGAGAUGGAUGGUGAGAAUACAUAAAAGAAUAAAACAAAGAGAGAAACAUGAAGAAGAGGGGGUUCAAUAGAUAGUGAAAAGGCUAUACUUAAUGUAACUGCUCUUGUUGUGUA